Molecule: messenger RNA, 1497 nt
Organism: Cornus florida
Lineage: Eukaryota; Viridiplantae; Streptophyta; Magnoliopsida; Cornales; Cornaceae
Product: probable E3 ubiquitin-protein ligase LUL4
Exons: 4
Coding region: 112-1245 (377 amino acids)
Biological process (GO): protein ubiquitination
Molecular function (GO): ubiquitin protein ligase activity
Source: RefSeq, a predicted model, not a curated record
AAAAGUUUCCUUUUGUAUGAUCGUCAAAGACCCAUAGACGUCAACAAUUAACUACUCCGUACUACAUCUCCACCAUUUAAUUUCUCUCUCUACAUAUUCUCUCUCUAAAACAUGGGCCUUUCAUGGAGUUCCAGAAGAAGACACAACCGCCGCCAGAACCACAACCAUCAACACCCAUCUCUCCCUCAAUCCAACCCUCCAUUUUCAAACCCUCCUCCAGCACCACCCACACCGUCACCGCCGCCACCGUCCUAUGCCUUCGCGGCGAACGCUCCUUAUCAUGCGCCCCAAAACCCCCCUCCUCAAAAUCCUUAUCCUACGCUCCCUUCUCCCUCACCCCCUCCUCAAUUCCAUGCCCACAAUUACUCCAAUUACGCUAGACCCAUGGUGGGUCAGUCCAGUUACAAUCCGUAUUACUCCAAUAUGAGUAGUGGGUGGACCCCUCCGGCGGGGCCAUCGCAGCUGGUAUCUCCGCCGCCUUAUGUGGAUCAUCAGAGUACGAAGAGAAUCAAGAAUGAUGCGAAUGUUCAUAAGGAUACAAUAAGGGUUGAAUCGGAUGACGAGAAUCCAGACACCCACUUGGUUUCUUUCAUAUUCGAUGCCACCGUCGAUGGAAGUAUCACCAUUUUGUACUUUGCCAAGGAAGAAGCCAACUGUACCUUUACUUCGUUGUUCCCUGAGAUCCAUAAGUCUGUGAGAAUUCCCUUUCAGAAAGGAUCGGGCCAGAAAUUCUGUCAGCCUUCAGGAACUGGAGUUGACUUAGGCUUCUUUUCCACGGAUGAGCUAUCAAAGCCUCUUCCUGAAGAUGUUUUUCCACUUGUUAUAUCAUUGGAGUCAUGUUUACCAUCUACGGCGGUUGAUGAGCGGCCUAAUAAACCACUGGUGACUACAAAUGUUCAUGCACAGAUCACUCAAGCUGUCUUGGAGAAGAACAAUGAGGGCCACUUCAAUGGGAAAGUUAUCAAGCAGAUUUUGUGGGUUGAUGGAGUUCGCUAUGAGCUACAUGAGAUCUAUGGAAUCAGCAAUUCGGACAAAGCAACCAUCAACAGCAAUGAUUCAGGAAAAGAAUGUGUGAUUUGCAUGACCGAGCCGAAGGAUACAACUGUUUUGCCAUGUAGGCAUAUGUGUAUGUGCAGUGAUUGUGCCAAAGAAUUGAGGCUCCAGUCGAAUAAGUGUCCUAUAUGUCGCGAGCCGAUUCAGAAGCUUAUCGAGAUUAAGGUUAAUGAUGUACCAGCACUACCAUAAGGAGGGUGUUUAGUAGGAAGACCUAUACUUGUACAAAAGAAACUACAAAAAAAUAAUGGGUGGUUGCUAUUUGUACAGCCCUUUAAGGGACAGUUUCAAAUUUGGGAACAACCACCAUUUUCUUUGUACAAAAUUUGAUUAUUUUUUCAUUUGUCUUAUUUUUAUUUAUUUUUUAAAAUUUGGAUAUAUCCUUUCUCUUGAUUUGGUGUGAUUACAUCUCCGCUGAUGAAAAGAAAUUAUAGUUAUUGGGAA